Monodelphis domestica (gray short-tailed opossum) is the source of this 9145-nucleotide messenger RNA. RefSeq names its product protein tyrosine phosphatase receptor type G (gene PTPRG). Gene Ontology annotation, molecular function: protein binding; protein tyrosine phosphatase activity. NCBI's taxonomy places the organism in Eukaryota, Metazoa, Chordata, Mammalia, Didelphimorphia, Didelphidae. The record is from RefSeq and is a predicted model, not a curated record. Gene Ontology annotation, biological process: protein dephosphorylation.
CCCUGCCGGGGCUCUGCUACCUAGUUACUUUUCAUUUGGGGUGAUUGGCUGUUUCCGGGGGGGGUGGGGGGGAGAGGGGGAGUGGAGGAAAGACGAAGAGGAAAAGUGAAAAGAAGGGGGAAAAGGCAAAGGGAAGACAAGAAACUUAUUUAACAAGUUCAUCGCAGCUGCCUCCUCCCUUUCGAUGUGCGUUUUUGGACAUGCGGAGGCUUUUGGAACCGUGUUGGUGGAUCUUUUUCUUGAAAAUCACCAGCUCCGUGCUCCAUUAUGUCGUUUGUUUCCCGGCUUUGACAGAAGGCUAUGUUGGAGCUCUCCACGAAAACAGGCAUGGUAGCUCGGCACAAAUUCGACGGCGGAAAGCAUCCGGAGAUCCUUACUGGGCGUAUUCAGGCACCUACGGUCCUGAACACUGGGUUACAUCAAGUGUGAGUUGCGGUGGCCGUCACCAGUCCCCAAUAAAUAUUUUAGAUCAACAAGCGCGAGUUGGGGAUGAGUACCAGGAACUACAGCUGGAUGGUUUUGAUAAUGAAUCCUCUAACAAAACAUGGAUGAAAAACACAGGGAAAACAGUGGCCAUUCUUCUGAAAGAUGACUAUUUUAUCAGCGGUGCAGGACUGCCAGGCAGAUUCAAAGCGGAAAAAGUGGAAUUCCACUGGGGCCAUAGCAAUGGCUCUGCUGGAUCUGAGCACAGCAUCAACGGUAGAAGAUUUCCGGUCGAGAUGCAGAUUUAUUUUUACAAUCCCGAUGACUUCGACAGCUUUCAGACAGCAAUUUCAGAAAACCGAAUAAUAGGAGCCGUGGCUGUCUUUUUUCAAGUCAGUCAGAGGGACAACCCAGCACUGGAUCCCAUUAUCCAUGGAUUGAAGGGUGUCGUCCAUCAUGAGAAGGAAACCUUUCUGGAUCCUUUUGUUCUUCGGGAUCUCCUGCCAGCAUCCCUAGGAAGCUAUUACCGCUAUACCGGUUCCUUGACCACCCCGCCGUGUAGUGAAAUCGUUGAGUGGAUUGUUUUCCGGAGGCCUGUGCCCAUCUCUUACCAUCAGAUGGAAGCCUUCUAUUCCAUCUUUACUACGGAGCAGCAAGAUCAUGUCAAAUCCGUGGAAUAUCUGAGGAACAACUUCCGGCCCCAGCAGAAUCUGAAUGACAGGGUGGUAUCUAAGUCUGCCGUCAAAGAUGCCUGGAGUCAUGACAUGACCGACUUGGAAAAUCCUCUGGGAACAGAAGCCUCCAAAGUUUGUAGCACUCCACCGGUCAACAUGAAAGUUCAUCCAGUAAAUCGGACAGCCUUACUGGUGACCUGGAGCCAGCCGGAGACCAUCUACCACCCUCCACUUAUGAAUUAUAUGAUCUCCUACAGCUGGACAAAAAACGAGGAUGAAAAGGAAAAGACAUUUACCAAGGAUAGCGACAAAGACUUGAAAGCCAUCAUUAGCCAUGUUUCACCCGAUAGCCUUUAUCUCUUCAGAGUUCAGGCUAUAUGCAGAAAUGACAUGCGCAGCGAUUUUAGCCAAACAAUGUUGUUUCAAGCCAAUACCACUCGAAUAUUCCAAGGGACCCGAAUUGUUAAAACUGGAGUGCCUACAGCUUCUCCCGCUUCCUCUGCCGACAUGGCCCCCAUCAGCUCCGGCUCUUCCACUUGGACGUCCUCGGGCAUCCCCUUCUCCUUCGUGUCGAUGGCCACCGGGAUGGGUCCGUCCUCGAGCGGGAGCCAGGCGACGGUGGCCUCGGUGGUGACCAGCACGCUGCUGGCCGGCCUCGGCUUCAGCGGCGGCGGCAUCUCCUCCUUCCCCAGCACCGUGUGGCCCACCCGCCUCCCGACCGCGGCUUCGGCCAGCAAACAGUCGGCCCGAGCUGUGGUGGCCACCACGGAGGCUUUGUCUUCUCCGGCCCCCGAGGGCGACUCGGCCCUGACCAAGGACGGCGAAGGCGCCGAGGAGGGAGAGAAGGACGAGAAGAGCGAGAGCGAGGACGGCGAAAGGGAGCACGAGGAGGAGGGAGAGAAGGACGCCGAAAAGAAGGAAAAGAGCGGCGUGACGCACAGCACCGAGGUCCAGAACAGAACCGAGCCCACCCUGGGGCCGGCCGCUCCGGACCGGACUGUAGAGGAGGACCAAAAUGAAACUAGAGCUGGCCCAGAGCCAGAGCCCAGCGUCCUCCCUACAGAGCCGGGUGGCGAGAGAAGGGAGACGGCCGCAGAGCCCAGCGCGGAGCCCGUCGCCUCCACCCAAGUGCCCUCCACGGUCACGGGCCCACAGGACGCGGGAGGCGCUCCGAGGAGACCGGAGACGCCGUCCAAAAAGCCGAGCUCCAGGGGGGACCGAUUCCCGGAUGAUAAAUUCAUCACUGUGAAUCCAGACAAGAACACCUCUAGCAUGGUGACCCGAGCUUCUGCUGGGAGAAUGGACUGGAUCAUCCCCCUGAUCGUGGUAUCUGCUCUGACCUUCGUGUGCCUCAUUCUUCUUAUUGCUGUGCUAGUAUACUGGAGAGGGUGUAACAAAAUAAAGUCCAAGGGCUCUCCCAGACGUUUCCGUGAAGUGCCUUCUUCUGGGGAGAGAGGAGAGAAGGGGAGCAGAAAGUGUUUCCAAACGGCUCAUUUUUAUGUGGAAGAUAGCAGCUCCCCUCGGGUGGUCCCUAAUGAGAGCAUUCCUAUCAUCCCUAUUCCAGAUGACAUGGAAGCUAUUCCUGUCAAGCAGUUUGUUAAACAUAUCAGUGAGCUCUAUUCUAAUAACCAGCAUGGAUUCUCAGAAGACUUUGAGGAAGUCCAACGUUGUACCGCUGAUAUGAACAUCACGGCCGAACAUUCCAAUCACCCAGAUAACAAGCACAAAAACAGAUACAUCAACAUUUUAGCAUAUGACCACAGUCGAGUGAAAUUAAGGCCUUUACCAGGAAAAGAUUCUAAGCACAGUGACUACAUUAAUGCAAACUAUGUUGACGGCUACAACAAAGCGAAAGCCUAUGUGGCCACACAGGGACCUCUCAAGUCGACAUUCGAAGAUUUCUGGAGAAUGGUUUGGGAGCAAAACACUGGAAUCAUCAUUAUGAUCACAAAUCUUGUGGAGAAAGGAAGGAGAAAAUGUGACCAGUACUGGCCAACAGAGAACAGUGAGGAAUAUGGAAACAUUAUCGUCACACUGAAGAGCACAAAGAUUCACGCCUGCUACACUGUCCGUCGUUUUUCAGUCAGAAAUACUAAAGUGAAAAAGGGCCAGAAGGGAAACCCUAAAGGUCGCCAGAAUGAAAGAAUUGUGAUCCAGUAUCACUACACCCAGUGGCCUGACAUGGGAGUGCCAGAAUAUGCCCUCCCCGUGCUGACCUUCGUCAGGAGGUCGUCAGCAGCCAGGACGCCAGACAUGGGGCCCGUGCUCGUCCACUGCAGCGCCGGAGUGGGCAGGACGGGCACCUACAUCGUCAUAGACAGCAUGUUGCAGCAGAUCAAAGACAAAAGCACAGUUAACGUCCUGGGAUUCUUGAAACACAUCAGGACGCAGCGGAACUACCUCGUCCAGACGGAGGAGCAGUACAUUUUUAUUCAUGAUGCCUUGUUGGAAGCCAUUCUGGGAAAGGAGACAGAAGUCGCCUCCAAUCAGCUGCAUAGCUACGUCAACAGUAUACUCAUCCCUGGUGUGGGAGGGAAGACACGUCUAGAAAAACAGUUCAAGCUGGUCACACAAUGUAAUGCAAAGUACGUUGAGUGUUUUAGUGCCCAGAAAGAAUGCAAUAAGGAGAAGAACAGAAACUCAUCCGUCGUGCCAGCUGAACGUGCUAGAGUGGGCCUUGCACCCUUGCCUGGAAUGAAAGGAACGGAUUACAUAAAUGCGUCCUAUAUCAUGGGCUACCAUAGGAGCAACGAAUACAUCAUAACCCAGCAUCCUCUGCCACACACCACGAAAGACUUCUGGCGGAUGAUUUGGGAUCAUAACGCACAGAUCAUUGUCAUGUUGCCAGACAACCAGAGCCUGGCAGAAGAUGAGUUUGUGUAUUGGCCAAGUCGAGAAGAAUCUAUGAACUGUGAGGCCUUUACUGUGACCCUCAUUAGCAAAGACAGAUUGUGCCUCUCUAAUGAAGAGCAAAUCAUCAUCCAUGACUUUAUCCUCGAAGCCACACAGGAUGACUACGUCCUAGAAGUCCGGCACUUUCAGUGUCCCAAGUGGCCCAAUCCAGAUGCCCCUAUAAGCAGUACUUUUGAACUCAUCAACGUCAUCAAAGAAGAGGCCUUAACAAGGGAUGGGCCCACCAUUGUUCAUGAUGAGUAUGGAGCGGUUUCAGCGGGAAUGCUCUGUGCUCUCACCACACUGUCCCAGCAGCUGGAGAAUGAAAAUGCUGUGGAUGUGUUCCAGGUAGCAAAGAUGAUCAAUCUCAUGCGGCCUGGAGUCUUCACAGACAUCGAACAGUACCAGUUUGUCUACAAAGCAAUGCUCAGCCUGGUCAGCACUAAAGAAAAUGGAAACGGUCCCAUGACUGUGGACAAAAACGGCGCCAUUCUGAUCGCCGACGAAUCAGACCCUGCCGAGAGCAUGGAGUCUCUCGUGUAAUUGGAACCCUGAAAAGGCACUUGAUUUGUAGAACGCAGGAAGACUGAGAGAACUUUUUUGAGGCCUUUUUUGCCAGACUCUAGGUUAUACAAUAACCCAGUUACUUUUUUACACUGAUAAAAAGUUUUGAUAUUUAUUUUUUGCCAUUUUAUGUCUUAAUGGUAUCCUACUGAGCAUUUGCACCUCUGUUUAUUUCACACAGUGAAACACAAUUUUAUCUAGUUUGCACUAUCUGAUCAGUGUUACUGCCUAUAAUAUCCAAAUACAAAAAGUGACCCCUGGUCUGACAUUCCAUGGCAACCUGAUGCUACUUUUAGUUCCAUGCAGUGACGGUUUUUGUUGAUGACGGUGAGCCUUGAGUUGUUGAUUUGUGAAUGCUGAACCAGCCCCAUCCUUCCUCCUGGACUGCGCUGUCCUCGUCCCUGACCCCUCUCCCAGACUCUCCCCAUCACUUUGAUCGAUAUCGUAUGCCUUUCGUAGUUCAGUAGAGUGGAUGAACACUGUUGUUGUGUUGUUUCGUUUUGUUUUUUCAGACUUUAGCAGGGGAUGGGUAGCCACGUAGAGGAAUGAGGUGUCAUUGCCUCCUGAGCGUGAAAUGAUGCCGCUGGGAGAACUUGGAGGCAUGGUGGCUGCUUCAUGGGUCCAUCACUUACCGUUGGCAAAGUGUGGAAAGCCGCACAGGACACGGGCAGCUGGUUAUGGACUCCACUUCAGAAUUCACAGUUAUGUCCAAAUUAAGGCUAACAUUGCUUUCUGGUUUUCAUGGCAGCCAUGUGGAUCGAAAUGUUUGUUACAGUUGUUACUUACAUACAUCAUAAUGAUCUGAAUCAGCAACGCAGUAAAAUCAGGGCUGUCUUUAAAAAAAAUAGAGGUAGCAAAAUUUUACAUAACCGCGCUAUCAAGUUCCUUUAAUUCCUUUCCAUUAAUGCUUCUUGACCACGACAUCCUCCCCAGUGGGAUGUUGUUGAAUGAUGAACAUUUCCUUAAUCUCACUUGUUGCCAUUUUUGCAGGUGUGUAAUUUUGAAACGAGUGCUCAAAAGUAAAGUACUGAUCCAUAUUCCUGGUGAAGCAAUCUAAUAAAAACUACCUACCAAGUUAGCAUUCUCCUUCUUUUCUUGCCAAGCUUUUCACGACAAUUCUCUUAAUGAACAUACCCCCUUCCAAAUGAGAUAGGAUCUUUUUUUUUUCCUAUCACUUAAAGGUUCUAAGACUCAUUUUAUGAUGAAAACACUGGGUUGGCAAAAGAUGGGAACCUGGAAUUGGUUGUUGCAACUCCCACGUUUGAGGUUAGAAAUGAAUCUAUGAUCACCAUCUAUGUUUUCUAGGUGCAAAGGCAGACAUUGUACAGAAAACACACACACAAUCACAUGUGUGAAUGUGUACUUGCAUCUCAGGAACCAAGACUGAUAGUCUCAACCAUAGCCAAGAGAAGCUUAUUUUGUUUCACAAAUCAUGGACUGUGUGCCCAUUCUUUGGGACACAAUAGGAUUUUUGCCUUAAUGGGAAAAUGAAGAAAGUUGAGUUUAGUUAGUUCUAUACACCGUUAGGUGGGAAAACCCAAUUCUACUUGGGAAGAUCCAAUUGGUUUGAUUUGCGUGCACACUUAGAAUAGAGAGAGUGGCUCUCAGAAUGGGGAGCUGGCCUCAGAAGCACGGGGUCUAGUGAGAAUAAAUUUAACGUUUAGUAAAGCACUGACCCUACGAACAGGGCUAUCAAAAAACCACAUGGCCAGCAUUUGAGAAUAAUAAGUGAUAAUCAAACUCACAGCCAUUUCCAGUUUGGUUUCAUCCAAAGGCCAACAUCUCCAUGGGGAGACGCUUCAGAAAUAACAUGGCGAUGGGCUGAACUUUCCCAAGUGAAACAAAUGUUCAGUCAUGAUGAGGCACGCCUUCUCAUCUGACCAUCAUCUAAGCCUCCACAAGAACUCUCACUAUGCCAGGAUGGAGGUCUCUCCUAGACAGGCUUCCUUUAAGAGUAGAGUAGCGCUUACCUGUUCGGCAUAUGAGACAUUUUACCAUGCCUGGUCCUGCUGGGGAAGUGGGCAUUGGGAAAUCCCAACUAGUGGCGUGAGGAGGUUGGACCAUGGGAUGUUUUGCACUCUUUGCUGGAAAUCAGAGGUCCUAAAAAGGGCUGUAAAGAAGGAAGGGUCUCAAGAUCCAGAGAUCUGAGGCCAAUGAGGUAUUCCAUCAUUUGAGUUUUGUGCAUGUUUGCUUUAUGUGGGCUCCUGCCCAUUUUAGUGUUGCUUUAGUAGAGGAAGUCACAGUGGGAAAUGAAUGAGGGGAUCGCCUCUUCUUGGCUUUCCUCUUUACUCCUCCUCCCAUCCCUUUAUGAAAGAAUGUUAGGGUUAGAACUCAUUUCAUUUUCAGUGAUUGUAUUGGUAAAAAUGAAUGUUGGGUGUUGAUAGGAAAAAAUUACAUAGAAAGUAUUCAUUUCUGUGUUAUCUACUGAGGGCUCAAUUUGUGGAAAAUAACUUUCAUCUAAAUUUUGUUGACUUUGACCAUCUUUUACCUUGUGUCAAAAGACAGAGCUGGCAUAUGUGUGUGUGGGGGGGGGGGGCUAAAAACCAUUCUAAGGGGAGUACAGAAGUUCUUUGUGAAUGAUUCAUUCAUUCAUUCAUUCAUUCAUUCAUGCAGUAUCUAUAGCAGAAUUGAAUCAGUCUGCCAGAUCCCACCUAAUCCACUCUGAGUUACUACUCUUUGUCUUGCCAAAGUACUCAUAUGCUUUUUCAUGGGAACAUAGAGAGGACCAUCCAACUAUUUCCCUUUUCAACUGCUAAACACAUCCUCAUUACUCUUCUUCCUUUAAGGGAGGAAAUGACUUUACACUGUCUUCCCAGUGAGCAGAGAGUCUCAAAGAAUGCAUUCAAGUUCAUUCUUUGCGACAUAAGCCCAUGGCUUGACUGUAGAACAAGGUUAUUAUCACUUGCCGGGGGAAAGGAGAAAGCUAUUGCAAAUUCAUGCAUAUUAUCUAUAGGAGAAGCUCUUUUGGUGAAUUUUAGCCCUAAAGAAACAGUACACACCCAUCACACAAAACUGGAUUGGAAUGAUCAGACCAAAUGACCAUGGGUUCUGGACAUCAGAGAAGUGGGUCCUCAGCAUACCAGAAUAGUUUUCAUUUGAAAGUCACACUUCUCCUUUUCCAUUCAAAAAGGCUGGCUUUCCAGCAGGGUUUUGGAAAAAAAUGAUGUUAGUCGAGUUGAUUUUCCUGACUUAAGUCCUUUGGAGUCCACUCCAAGCAGCUGGAUCAGAGAGGGUUAUUUUCUUAGUGGUCCUGAUCAUGCGAGAUCUUAGCCCAGGCUGAUGGUUUGGAACCUGAAAAAUAACCUGAACUAUUUUUGAAAUGGCACAGCACAACUGCCCAGCUCAGAAUUUCUUUGCUUUUUUUUUUUAAACUGAUAUAUUUAAAAGUUAAAAUAGAGAUACCAGUUUUACCAAAGAUACAUAUUACUAAUUCUCAGCAAAAAAUAGAAAAUAAAACAACACAAACCCACCCUAAUUUAAGGAAGGAAAAUUGAAACAUAGUUUGUCUUAAAGAUUUAGCUGUCGUGCUUUUAAGAUGCAUUUCCAACUCCUGUGUUCUGAAGUUUCUAUUCCCUUGGUGCCAGUGAAUUUGUAUAUGAAGGGAAAAUGCCUGCUUUUUUUUUUCUUUAACAGCUGUAACUAGAUUUCUCGCUAAACUUUUGAAUUUGCCCUGAGUUGUCAUUCAACGUGAGACAUUGGCUUUGCUGAUCUCUAGAGAGAAGACAUGAAAAAAUUGAGAGAUGGAAUUGUAAUAAAGAUAUUUGGCCCUCGACUUUGUCUUAGCUGUUAAAAAGAAACUGUUUUUAGUAUUUUUGUUAAAUAUUUGCAAAGGGAAACAUUUUCUACAGAGGAUUAAUUAAUUUCAAGAAAAAUAUCUUGAGUUUUAAGAAUAAACAUGUCUCCAGAAGAGGAGACCAUCAAUUUUAUAAGCUGUCACAAUUCUCCCAACAUUUGGGGAAGUGACUCUUUUUGUUAAGACAUUUGAAACUAGCGAGCAGCCAUUGUUUCUAAAGAACUCGGCCUUCAUGUUGACUCACGUUUCUUUGACUUCGUUUUGAAAUAGCAGAAAUCAUUAAAACUGUAAAUAUUUUGUUGCUUGGAUAAGCAUCUUCUGGGAACUUUGUAUCUAUGGUAUAUAAUCAUAGAAUUUUAUAUUUUCAUAUAAAGCUGAUUUUUUUCUAGUUUCAACUCCUUCAUAGUUUUUUUCGUGGUGGAUAUGUGAAUACAACCUUUCUGUGUACUGAAAGUAGCACGGACCAUCAUCACAUUCCAAAAGAAUCCAACGCCAUGUUCUUUCUUUGGGGCAGUGAUUGUGAAAGUUGGAUUUCCUUUUUCAUUCCGUUGUCAGAGUGGGCAAUAGGAAUUAGGCCUAAUCAGUCAUUGAACACGUCUGUCGCAUUGGACCCAUUUUGGAAAAAGUGGUGUUUUGCUUCGGGGUUUUUUUUUUCCAUUUUGUUUUUGGGGUUUUUUUGUAACUUGAAGAAUUACCUUUUUUGUUCUGUUUAAAACUAUAUCAAAUCAUUCUAUGAUAGUGUUAUUUAAUAUGUAAAUUGUAUUGCUAUACAUAAAAUAAAGUAUGGUUUUUUGAUGUA